Molecule: messenger RNA, 1257 nt
Organism: Penicillium longicatenatum
Lineage: Eukaryota; Fungi; Ascomycota; Eurotiomycetes; Eurotiales; Aspergillaceae
Product: class I SAM-dependent methyltransferase
Exons: 11
Coding region: 1-1257 (418 amino acids)
Molecular function (GO): methyltransferase activity
Source: RefSeq, a predicted model, not a curated record
AUGAAGGGAGAAGGCUCUUCCACUGUGGAGGCAGAGGAUUCCAUCCCAGUGGACCCUAGCUUCCAAGCUAUUUCAGGUGAGGUGCGAUAUGAUGAUAUUCACUCGGAGACAUAUUCUCUCGCUUCCUCGAUAUACCGGGGAGUGAUGGAAAAUGGCCGACGCUAUCAAACUAUGCGCGAGGGUGAAUACUGGGGUCCAGCGGACGACCAGCAUUUUGAGGCGCUCGAAGCAGGAUAUCUGUCACAACUAGUCAUGGACUCCGAAUCCCCGAAUGCAUUAUUUCAGUCUCCUGUUGAAAAUCCUCAGAAUGUUCUUGAUAUUGGUACAGGCCGAGGGACAUGGGCAAUUGACAUGGCAGAUAUGUUCCCUAGCGCCAUGAUCCGCGGGGUUGAUCUUUUCCCACCACCUGUUGACUGGAUGCCUCCAAAUUGCGUCUUAGAGGUAGACGAUGUCCUUCAAGAGUGGACAUGGCGCGAGCCAUUUGAUUUCAUUCACAUGAGCAUCAUGCUAGGUGCUUUUUCCACCACAGAAUGGGAGACUGUUUACCAGCAAUGCUACGACAACCUAACACCUGGAGGCUGGAUCGAGCAAUUUGAAGGAGCCUGUCAUAUCAUGUCCGAUGACGGCAGUUUACCCGAAGAUAGCAUUCUCGCAAGUUGGGGAGAUAACCUCAUUGCUGCCGCGAACAAAUCGGGACGUCCGAUGGGCACCCUCAACACCAUGCGGGAGCAGAUUGAAAAAGCCGGCUUCGUCGACGUACACGAAAAGGUGUACAAGUGGCCCAUUGGCGGCUGGGCAAAAGACCCGGUGCUAAAAGAAGCGGGGAGGCUAAAUUCAACAAUGUGGAAGUCCGGUAUGGAGGGGUGGGCCAUGUAUCUGCUCACGCGAUAUGGGGUUCCCAAACCGUGGUCGAAACAGGAAGUUCAAGUUCUAGUUGCAAAGGCUCGAGCUGAAGUGAAAAACCCGGCACAUCACAUUUACAUCCUUGCGCGACGUAUCUGGGCACGAAAGCCAACCAGUGAAGAGUUAGCAAAGGAAAAGAAAGUCACGCCAGAGUCCACACAAUCUGAUCAACAACCCCCGUACCGUACUCCCACGCCCCACGCCAAUUCUCCCCUAGGCAGCACGUCUAGGUCUCCUUCAGUGGAGAGGCCAACCACUGGGACUCCUCCUUAUCUCGAGAGUUCACCUGAACUUGAGAAGUCCUCCGUCACAGAUGGAACAUCCACCCGCGGAUCCUCCCCUCAGAAAACAUAA